Molecule: messenger RNA, 1346 nt
Organism: Arabidopsis arenosa
Lineage: Eukaryota; Viridiplantae; Streptophyta; Magnoliopsida; Brassicales; Brassicaceae
Source: the annotation of a GenBank genome assembly
GUUCUUCAAGUACAAUAAUCAACUCUAAGUCUAUUAUAUUCAAGUCUUUGUUUUAACUUACAAUGGCUUCAAAUCAACUUACUGCCAUUCUAGUUCUCGUAGUUACACUUUUACUCCAAGGUAAUUACAAUAACGUCGUCGAAGCACAACUCACGACUAAUUUCUACUCAACCUCUUGCCCUAACCUCCUCUCCACCGUCCAAACCGCCGUUAAAUCUGCCGUUAACAGCGAGGCUCGAAUGGGUGCAUCUAUCCUCCGUCUCUUCUUCCACGAUUGCUUCGUCAACGGAUGUGACGGUUCGAUUCUGCUAGAUGACACGUCGAGCUUCACAGGAGAACAAAACGCGGCCCCAAACCGCAAUUCAGCUCGUGGGUUUAAUGUGAUCGAUAACAUCAAAUCAGCGGUGGAGAAAGCAUGUCCCGGGGUUGUGUCUUGUGCUGAUAUCUUAGCCAUUGCAGCCAGAGACUCCGUCGUAGUCCUUGGAGGGCCGAAUUGGAAUGUGAAAGUAGGAAGAAGAGAUGCAAGAACGGCGAGUCAAGCGGCAGCGAAUAGUAACAUUCCGGCCCCGACUUCGAGUCUGAGCCAACUUGUUAGUAGUUUCAGUGCUGUUGGACUCUCCACCAGAGAUAUGGUUGCUCUCUCCGGCGCACACACGAUCGGACAAUCCCGUUGCACGAACUUCCGAGCGAGAAUCUACAACGAGACAAACAUCAACGCUGCCUUCGCAACCACACGUCAACGAACUUGCCCUAGAGCCACCGGUUCCGGCGACGGAAACCUAGCUCCACUAGACGUCACCACGGCUGCUUCUUUCGACAACAACUACUUCAAGAAUCUCAUGACUCAGAGAGGUCUCCUCCAUUCCGACCAAGUGCUCUUCAACGGAGGCUCCACUGACUCCAUCGUCCGUGGAUACAGCAACAACCCGUCGAGCUUUAACUCUGACUUCGCGGCGGCGAUGAUAAAAAUGGGUGAUAUCAGCCCGUUGACUGGUAGUAGCGGUGAAAUCCGCAAGGACCAAAAACCAUUCAACGCCCGUGCUAUGGAGGUUGAUUUAGCACACAGCCGUAAAUUAAACGAAGAAGCUAAAACUAUCUAUAAGGCAGAUGAUGAGGCAGAUUCGAAAACUGUUGGGAGAUAUGACAAGUUCUAUGAGAGCUACGUUCAUUAUGAAGAAGAGGAGGACUAUGAUUCAUCUGAUCAUUUUGGACAUGAGUUUUGGGAAGACGAUACUCUGUUGGACUACUGAGAAUCCCGAUUUAGUGGAGAAGGUUUUUGCGUUUGGUGGUGUACAGGUUUUAGAGAUUUUUUUGGGGAUUUAUGUAAAUAUAGACAAAGACUAGAG